AUGGCACAUGAUGCAGAGCCUCUAGCAGAAACCUCCGUGGUCAAGUUCAAGAACCAGGACUUUAGAUCCUUACGGGAUCAUUGCCUGAGAAGGCGGCAGCUAUUUAUAGAUGAUACAUUCCCUGCCGAGGCAUCUUCCAUAGGCCAGAAGCUGCUCAAGGGAAAGCGCCUUUCGAAAUUGGAGUGGAAACGACCUCAGGAUUUGUCCUUCGGCCCCCCUCACUUCAUCCUGGAAGGUGCAAGCAGAUUUGACAUCCAACAAGGAAAAGCAGGAGACUGCUGGUUCCUGGCAGCACUGGGCUCCCUGACCCAGAACCCACAGUGUCUGCAGAAGAUCCUGAUGGACCAAAGCUAUUCGCACCAGUAUGCUGGGAUUUUCCAGUUCCGGUUCUGGCAGUGUGGCCAGUGGGUGGAGGUAGUGAUCGAUGACCGCUUGCCUGUCAUGGACGACAGCUUCCUCUUUGUGCAUCCUCGAAGAGGCAACCAGGAAUUUUGGCCCUGCCUGAUGGAGAAAGCCUAUGCCAAGCUGCUUGGCUCCUAUUCCCAAUUACACUAUGGCUACCUUCCUGAUGCCCUGGUGGACCUCACAGGGGGAGUGGUCACCACCAUCAACCUCCACUCCUCUCCAUCUGACCUACUGAUGGCAGUGAAGACCGCAGUCCAGGCAGGCUCAAUGGUGACCUGUGCCACCCCAAAGGGGCUGACAGAAGAGGCUGAAGUGAUGAAGAAUGGACUGGUGAGCCAGCAUGCAUACACAGUGACUGGAGCUGCACAGAUUCAGUACCGGAGAGGCUGGGAAGAAAUCAUCCGCCUUUGGAAUCCCUGGGGCAACACAGAAUGGAGAGGCCGCUGGAGAGAUGGGUCUCAGGAGUGGAAGGAAACCCAGGACCCACGGAAAAGCCAGCUGUAUGGGAAUAAGGAAGAUGGCGAGUUUUGGAUGUCCUGUCGAGAUUUCCAGGAGAACUUCUCAUGCCUGUUCAUGUGUAACCAGAUCCCAAUCACCACGGAUCACGGAGUCACGCCCAAUGAGAGCUGGCGACAAAUGAGGUUUAAGAACCAAGUGAUCGCAGGAAACACAGCAGGUGCUCCCAGGAGGAAUGUGCAGUACCUCUUUGAUGUUCAAGAGCCCACUGAUGGUAACAAUGUUGUUGUGGCUUUCACAAUCAUGCCACAAAGCCUGAAGACAGAAGAGGAGAUAUUUCCUUUACACUUCCAGGUGUACAAGGUAAGCAGUUUCCAGAAGUUCCGGGAAAGAUUGCCUCCUGCAUUUUUCUCCCCAUUUAGAAAUUCUGCCCAGGGCAUAGACUAUGUGUCCAAGUACAACUUCACAAGGUCCUUCCACCUGAGUCCUGGGACCUAUGUAGUGGUUCCCUCAGCACAUGGAAAAGAAGUGGAAUUCCUACUCCGAAUAUUCCUCAAAAUGCCAGACAAGGACAGGGAUCCAAGCAGCAAUUUCAACCUCAGAUUGGAGGGAUUUGUUCCUCGGUUCUCGAUUCCCAUCUCACAAUCCAUUUUUCUCCUGCCUUUGGACCAGGGGCUGGACAUUGAUGCCACCCAACUUCAGAGCCUUCUCAACCAGGAGUUCCUAACAGGACCUCCAGGGGACACUUUCUCCUUGGACCAGUGCCAAAGCAUCAUGGCUCUGAUGGAUCUGAAAGUGAAUGGGCAGCUGGAUCAGGAGGAGUUUGCAAGACUCCGGAGUCGCCUCAUCCACUGCCAGCGUGUUUUCCAGAACAUCCAGAGGAGCCCUGGAGUUCUCCACAGCUCAGACUUAUGGAAGGUCAUAGAGAGUACAGACUUCCUUUCAGGAGUCUUCAUCACCAAGGAGCUGCUGAGUCUCAUGACACUCAGGUACAGCAAUAGCUCUGGCCUGGUCAGCUUCCCCAGUCUUGUCUGCUUCCUGAUACGGCUGGAAACCAUGGCAAAGGCAUUCCGCAACCUCUCCAAGGAUGGCAAAGGCAUCUACCUGACAGAAAUGGAGUGGAUGAACCUGGUCAUGUACAGCUGAGGGGAGAAGGCCAGUAGAGCCCUCUGGACCAGGACAUGCUCCUGGUGGUGACUCAAGGAAGCAGCUUUCUCCAUGGAGCUGUGCAAACCCCUAUGGCAUGUCCGCAGCUAAACCUGGUAUUUGAAAUGAUGCCUGCGAAGGGCCUGGGUUGAGGUCCUAGCUGAGGCAGACGCUGGUAAACCCAAGGUCACCAGAACCCUUUCUGAC
This is a messenger RNA of Mastomys coucha (southern multimammate mouse), 2214 nucleotides long. It is a transcript of the gene Capn13, whose product is annotated as calpain 13. NCBI's taxonomy places the organism in Eukaryota, Metazoa, Chordata, Mammalia, Rodentia, Muridae. Gene Ontology annotation, biological process: proteolysis. The record is from RefSeq and is a predicted model, not a curated record. Gene Ontology annotation, cellular component: cytoplasm. The transcript is spliced from 21 exons. Bases 1 to 2007 code for a protein of 668 amino acids. Gene Ontology annotation, molecular function: calcium ion binding; calcium-dependent cysteine-type endopeptidase activity.